Gopherus flavomarginatus (Mexican gopher tortoise) is the source of this 7877-nucleotide messenger RNA. It is a transcript of the gene ARHGAP31, whose product is annotated as Rho GTPase activating protein 31. Gene Ontology annotation, biological process: small GTPase-mediated signal transduction. The coding region runs from base 33 to 4541 and encodes 1502 amino acids. The record is from RefSeq and is a predicted model, not a curated record. The transcript is spliced from 13 exons. Gene Ontology annotation, molecular function: GTPase activator activity. NCBI's taxonomy places the organism in Eukaryota, Metazoa, Chordata, Testudines, Testudinidae.
GGAGCGGGGCGAGCCGCUGGCGGGACUAACUCAUGAAGAACAAGGGAGCGAAGCCGAAGAGGAAGGGAGCCGCGGGCGCCUUCGGCUGUGACCUGACGGAGCACCUGGAGAGCUCGGGGCAGGACGUCCCUUACGUGCUGAGGAGCUGUGCCAAGUUCAUUGAGACCCACGGCAUUGUGGAUGGAAUCUACCGGCUCUCUGGAGUGACAUCCAACAUACAGAAGCUGAGGCAGGAGUUUGGCUCUGAUCAAUGUCCAGACCUGACAAGGGAAGUUUACCUUCAGGACAUUCACUGUGUGGGGUCACUCUGCAAGCUGUACUUCAGGGAGCUGCCAAACCCCCUCCUCACUUAUGAGCUCUACAAGAAAUUUACGGAGGCAAUAUCUCGCUGCCCGGAGGAGGAGCAAUUGGCCUGUAUUCAAAAUGUCAUCCAGGAACUUCCACCAUCACAUUAUAGGACUUUGGAAUACCUGAUCAAGCAUCUGACUCACCUGGCCUCCUUCAGCAACAUGACCAACAUGCACACCAGGAACCUGGCCCUAGUGUGGGCACCUAAUCUCCUCAGGUCAAAGGAGAUUGAGGCUGUCGGCUGCAAUGGGGAUGCAGCUUUCCUGGAGGUGCGAGUCCAGCAGUUGGUGAUUGAGUUUAUCUUGAAUCACGUGGAUCAGAUCUUCAGCAACAACAUAACAACCAGCUCCAUGGAGCAUGAUGAGAAUAUGCCCAUUGUGAAGAGUCUGACCCUGCCCUCUGCCUCCCUGCCUAUGAAACUGGUGAGCCUGGAAGAAGCUCAGGCACGGAGUCUGUCAGCCUCCCACCCUGCCCGGAAAGAGAGGAGAGAGAACAGCUUGCCUGAAAUUGUCCCAGUCACUGGAUCCUUCUUCCACACUGUCGUCGACCUACCUGAUAGCAAGAGAAAAUUGUCCACCAAAUCCAAGAAAUGGAAGUCAAUAUUUAACCUGGGCCGGUCUGGAUCAGAUUCAAAAUCAAAAUUGAGUCGAAAUGGGAGUGUGUUUGUGAGAGGACAGAAACUCUCUGAAAAAGCAACUAUUCGACCAGCUAAAAGCAUGGACUCUCUGUGCUCCCUGCCUGUAGAAGGGGAGGAUGAGAAAAGCCGGUUCAAACGCACAGUCGCUGCUGGAGGGUUUUUCAUCCCAGUGAUGAAAACGCGGACAGGAGGCACAAGCAGCUCGAGUGACCUCAGCAAGGAGAGUGAGUGGGAUCGUGAGGAGUCCCCAGCAGGGGCCGAGGGAGGCUCAGAGCUCAGAGGGGAUAAAGCUGGCCCCAGGGCCCCCCAGGCGAGGCCACCCCCUGAGCAGUUGAAGGUGUUCCGUGCCAUGGAGGACACUGAAAGUGAGCAGACCUCCCCAAAGACGUGUCGCAUGUUCUACACCUCCGACACAACCUCCAAAUCAGGCUUCCCCAGCAGCCUCUUUCCUCUUGAAGCUUCUCCCCGGCACCAGCGGAAAGUCCUGAAUAUCUCGGAGCCCUUCGCCGUUUCCGUGCCCCUUCGGGUGUCCGCAGUCAUCAGCACCAACAGCACCCCAUGCCGUGUGCCUGUCAAGGACAAGCCUGGCCUCUCCAGCCUGGAGGAAUCAUCCGCUCUGGGGCUGGGCGGUGCUGCUCUCACAGCGCCGGAAGUGGGUGGCCAGCCCAGGACUGAGCAGGCCUCAGACAGGGAGGAGAAGCAGCCCAGGGCUGAGGCUGCACCAGGUAAAACUAGUAGAGGUUCUACCACCGAGGAACUGAUGGCAGCCAAGAAGCCUGAGUCCUCAGAAACCUCAAAGCCAACAACAGAAAACUGGGAGCUGUUAGGCAGUGGCAGCAGCACCAGUGGCAGGCAAGCCCCAGAGCAGAGCCCUGGCUUGAAACAGACACCAGCACCAGAGGGCCCAGGAGGCCUGCACUCGGCAGGUGAGAUCGAACAAGGCCAGCUUGUGACACAGGAAAACCCCUCUGAGAGAGGCAGCCAGCAGCAGGAGACACCAAGGGUUAAAGCAGAGGAGGCCUCGUUCCCGAGAGAGCUGGCUGAAGAUGAUGCUGCCAAUGCCCUGAUGGAACCACUGUGGCCAGAGAUUCAACAGGAACUCAAAAUUAUUGAAUCUGAAGAGGAGCUCUCAUUCUUGCCUACAGAUGUCCCCAAGACAGGCUCACACCAGCCUGCGUCCUCUGCUUCACCACAGACAGACAGUUUCUGUUCUGUUUCUGUGCUUGCUGUGACACUGACUGACCAGGAAACUCCAUCCGGAACCCCACGGGCCACAUCUCAGUUGCCUUUAUUUGGUGCCUCCUCCAAAGAAAGUUCAAAGGAGCCUGGCAGCCUCCAGGGUGGUAAACCUGAAGUGGUAGCACAGCGUGACUGCUCUCCUAACAUACCCGAACUGGAUACUGUCCUGUCUGGGACAGCCUCUCCAAAGAACCAUCUAGUGCUGGACAACGUCAGCAGUGAUCUUCCAGCUCCCCACCAAGACCAGAAGCUUUGUGAUGAGAAGCAGCUCAUUGAGGGUCCUUUUAAAGAAGAUGUCUCAGAUACCAAAGGGUUGUGUCCAGACCAAACCAAGGAGAAAGGAAACCCUGGCCUGCUGCAUAGCGAAAAGGAUGGCAUUGCUGUAGGCCAGGAUGGAGUCCUAACCCAGAGGGAGAAACCUGAUAGAGAGGCUGCAGGAGAUGGCCUGAUCUCAUCAAAGAGGGAAAGUAGAGCUGGAGCCCAGAAACCCAAAGAGGGCGGCAUGGCUAACAGAGCCCAGGACUCUUUCGACCAUGAAGAGGAGGAUGCAUGGACAGACAAUGUCCAGGGCUUUGAGCUGGUAGAGCCAUGGGAGGAUCACCAGUGGGUCACCAGCCCGCUCCAUUCCCCCACCCUCAAGAACCUCCAGGAAAAGGCAAUGCAGGAUUUCCAGUCACAAAGCUAUGGAGUGGAGAGGGGCCUUUCUGCUCGGCCACGGUUCAGUCGCAGUCUUUCUCUGGAUAGCAAAGACAUGGUGCUGAGUGUGUGGGCUAUCCAGCCACUUCUCACAAGUGCGGCUGAAGAGCUCCCACAUGGCUGCACUAGAUCAGGGACCAGGGACCUGUUGGAAACACUGUCAACCUCAUCACCCAGCCCGAACCAUGUUGAGCGAGCUGAGACCUGUCUGAGUCCUCGAGAGGACUAUUUAGAGCCUGAGGGAUCAAGUGAUGCCCUGUGCAGUGAGGCAGAGCCUGCAGCAGGGAGGCUGCUAGCCAGGCAUGAGGAACUGCACCCUGCCUCUCUUUCAGAGCCAGGGGAGAAGGUAGUGGAUGGCAGUAAAGAAAACCCUCAGGACUUAACACCUGAGUUGCCUUUUCCACACUGUAAUACCCAAGAUGGUUUCUUGCAGGUAAAGAAAAUAGAUGAAGAUCCAUCCAGGCCUCAGGAUGCUGCCCCCACUGGAGCAGCUAUCACCAAAGGGCUGUGUUCCACCAGCGAGUCACAGCUAAGUAACAACAAAGGCGAAGAUGCACCCCGUAAAGUGAGAACCAGGCCAUCAUCUCUUAACUUGGAUUCACUCCUCCCUGCCCCCAAUUUCUUCAAGUUUGAGAGACUGGCGGUGCCCACUUCACCUGGAAACCUCUUAUGUGCGCAGAAGGAAGGGAAGAGCAGCGAUUCUGUCCUGUCAUUGCCUGCUGCCUGCCCUGCCAGGAACAAAGGCAACCCCUGGGGAUCUCGCUUCGAUCUCCGAGAACUAGACCUGGAUUACAUGGCAGUGGCCCACGCUGCCACCGGCCGUCGUAACUCUGCCCCUGUGAGUGUGUCGGCGGUGAGGACCUCCUUCAUGAUUAAGAUGUGCCAGGCCAGAGCUGUGCCAGUGAUACCACCCAAGAUCCAGUACACACAGGUCCCACAGCCACUACAGACUCAGAAUGCCGACCGUGACAUCUCUGCAUUGCUGGGAAGGAAGGAAACAGAAGCCCACUCAGCCAGCAGGCAGACCCCCCAAGCAGCUUGGGGACAGCUGGAGCCCCCAAAGAGCCCUCGGGUAGAAAAGAAAGCCAAAAAGGAGAAAGAAAACAGUGACCCAACUCAAAUGGAUUCAACUUCUUCUAGGCAUGGCAACCUCAACCCUCUGCCAGAUCUCUCCCUUUCCAGUCGUAAUUCCACCCAGGAGGCGCCCGUGCUGCGCCGAAAGCGCACUUCAGAGGGGGAGACCACAGGAGACAACCCACAAUCCUCAAAAAUGGAGAGGCCAUCGGGGUUUUCCAAGCCUUCCUACAGAUCCAGACCAGGAAGGCCCCAGAGCCUUAUCCUCUUCAGCCCGCCCUUCCCCAUAAUGGACCAUUCAUCUUCCUCAGCAGACUCCAGGGUGUUGUUAUCACCCAUAAGAAGCCCCUCUCAGAGCAACUCUCCAAACCCUAUUUGUGGCGAUCUGUCUGGGAACCUGCAAACAACACCUGAGGGGGUCACUCUGCGGAACAAAAUGACCAUCCCCAAAAAUGGGCAGAGACUGGAGACCUCCACCAGCUGCUUUUACCAGCCCCAGAGGAGGUCAGUGAUUCUCGAUGGUAGAAGCGGGAGGCAGAUAGAAUAACGCCAGCUCACCUCGCCCUUCUUCCCUGGUGGAUGAGAAGGGAGUGCCCACCUUGAGACCAAUUGUGCUAUUGUUGUUGUUGUUAUGAUUAUAAAUAUUCUGUGCAAAAAGGACACAAAUCUUUUAUAUCCCCCUGUAGAGCAUUUUGCUACUGAUGUUCUCAUUCUCUUUGUCUCUCUCCUUUUCGGGCAACCCCACAUUAUCUGCUCUAUGGAAAAAAAAUUCCCAAGGAAGUUUGUUUUCUUCAGUCUUAUUUUCUAACACACCCUGUGAAAGUCUCACCCUCUGUCUGGAAAAAACAUGGCAUGGUCCAAUGGACAUGUAUGUGAAGGAGGUAAGACCAGACAGGUACAUUUUUCUCCCUUGCACCACUGAGCAAUGAUGCAGGACCAUCUGUCCAGCCAUCCCUACUGUACUGCUCUGGAUAGCAUAAGCAAACUGCAGAGUAGAAUGGUGAUAGCUGAAGGUGAGAAGGAAAAGCUGACCUGUAAAGAUCACACUGCGUGCGUUAUGUUUUGUUGCUCUUCUCUGGACUUUCUCCAGUUUGUCCACAUCUUUUUCUGAAAUGUGGUGCCCAGAGCUGGACACAAUGCUCCAGCUGAGGCCUAAACAGUGCGGAGCAGAGUGGAAGAAUUAUUUCUUGUGUCUUGCUUACAACAUUCCCGUUAACACAUCCCAGAACGAUGUUCGCUUUUUUUGCAAGUGUUACACUCUUGAAUCAUGUUUAGCUUGUGAUCCACAAUGACCCCCAGAUCCCUUUCCUAGUACUCCUUCCUAAGCAGUCAUUUCCCAUUUUAUGUGUGUGCAACUGAUUGUUUCUUCCAAAGUGGAGUACUUUGCAUUUGUCCUUAUUGAAUUUCAACCUAUUUACUUCAAAGCAUUUCUCUAGUUUGUCCAGAUCAUUUUGAAUUUUAAUCCUAUCCUCCAAAGCACUUGCAACUCCUCCCAACUUGAUCUCUAUGCCAUUAUCUAAAUAAUUGAUGAAGAUAUUGAGAACUAGAUCCAGAACUGAUUCCUGUGGGACCUCACUCAUUUUUACUUUCCAGUUUGACUAUGAAUCACUGAUAACUACCCUCUGGGAAUGGUUUUUCAACCAGUUAUUCGCCCACCUUAUAGCAGCUCCAUCUAGGUUGCAUUUCCCCAGUUUGUUUAUGAGAAGGUCUUGUGAGACAGUAACAAAAGCCAUACUGAAGUCCAGAUAUACCAUGUCUACCGCUUCCCCCCAUCCACAAGACUUGUUACCCUGUCAAAGAAAGCUAUCAGAUUGGUUCGACAUGAUUUCUUCUUGACAAAUCCAUGCUGACUGUUGCUUAUCACCUUAUUAUCUUGUAGGUGUUUGCAAAUUGAUUGCUUAAUUAUUUGCUCCAGAGAGCAACUAGAGAUGGACCAGUGCCUCAAAGCUUGGAUCAGGAAAUCAAGUUCUGCAGAGUUGGGAGGAUUUAGAUUAAAUGGUCCAUGUCAGCUGAUUGUAGAGCUGGGCCCAAGGCACCAAGUUCAGCUCUGGAGACAAACUUUCCCAGAAUUCAUGGGGCUUGGAACUGGGAAUCGGUUUCAGACCUGUUGCCACUAGACUAGAGAAGAAGUCUGAGCUAUGCUGUAGGGUCAUGGUGCAGUUGGUAGAACCGUGUGUACAGUAGAGAACUGCACCAUUGCAACUUGCACCAUUGCAGCUGAACCAGGGCAAGUUGUAAUAGUGUAGCACAUUCACAUUAGCCAGCCCAUUUUUGGGUGCACAUCUGCCCCAUGUCCAUUUGCAGCAUGCCCUCCACUCAUUGGAGUAGCAUUUAUGGGAAACGGGUCCAUCCCACAACUGAGGGUCUUCCUGAGUGUAGGAGAGGUGCCUGUUGCCUGGUUUUAUUAGCAUGGAAACACUUUCCCUAACUAGAUCACAAGGCUGCAGUUCCCCCCAUCCGGUGAAAAGUGUAGGGCCUCUCAUUUAGGGUUUGCAGGUGGGCUCUUAUACCCUCAGGCCUAAUCCUGACAUUGUCCAUCGCACUUCUUUUAGUUUAUGAGAUCUAGAAGACAGGACAAGGAAUACCCAGAUAGGUCACUUCCCUUGUACUCUAUUAUAGAGUACAAGGAGGUGAUGCAUGCAGCUCCCAUUAAUUGCAGGAUGUUGGUGGGUAUGGGGGUCUCCUGGCUGAAUGGGAGUGGUGUUGGAUGGUGGGGAGUCACCUGUAUCAAGGGGAGGUGGGGAUGGGGUUCACCUAGCUGGAUAGGUGGUGUGGUGUGUGGAUCACUUGGCUGAAGGGGUGGGGUGCUGGAUGUAGGGACUACCUGGCUGGAUGGGAGGGGUGUUGAGUGGGUGGGAGUCACCUGGCUGAAAGGGAGGAGCUUUUGUGACUUGUGGGGGGGGGGGCGGGGAGGGGGAGAGUCACCUGGUUCCAUGGCAGGGACAUUGAUGAGUGUGGGACUGGCUGCAGUUAUGUCCUUGGAGACAAGCAGGAACUAGGACUGUACAGUACAUUGUAAACUAUAUUAACUUAGACUGUCCAUCCCAUUUGCUCAUUUUACAAAGGGUGAAGUACUUCUUUGAUGCAGCCUUUCAGCAUGUUAGGGCUCUGGAGGAGGUUAGGUCUGCAGCAGACACUAGCAGCAAAGCUUGCAACUGUUUCUACCAGCCAGAGUCCAAAAAGUGCAAUCAAAAUCUUUUAAUCUUUUCUUUCUUUAGAUUGUAAAAUGCCUAUGCUGAUGAAUACUGUUAAAUUUAUCUAUAUAUAUAUAUAUAAAUAAAAGAACAUUAUAUAUAAAUAUAUUAAAAUGUAAUUAAAAAUGAAGGAAUUGUCUAAACAGGUCCAUCACAUCUGUGAAACUUGGGCUGAUGUACAGAUAUUGUUUUCCAUUAAAAUUUCUUUACCGCUGAGAGUGUGAGCUGGAACAAGUUAUAACCAGCACAGGAAGGUGAAGCUAGAAUCUUAAAUCUGAUUAUGUUCGGCCAUGGAUCAACAGUAGAUCCUACCACCACUGAAGUCAAUGAUAAAACUCUCACUGAAAUCAACGGGAGCAGAACUGGGUCCUAGAAGAGGAUGGAAUAAAUCGGUGAGUCCCAAAAUACCAUGAUAGAUUUAUCCCUUAAAUGUCCAAUGGAGUUUCAACUCCACAUUUUCCCUGAGGCUCCCUGAUUUUUACAUCUCUGCCAUCUUUCCGCUCAAAAAUAAAUAUACAUGAGUUGGUGAGAUCCAUUGGUUGAUCCAAACCCUGUUUAGUAUUAACCUGAUCCUGAGUAACAUAAUGCUUAUAUCAGAGGGGUUAGCCGUGUUAGUCUGGAUCUGUAAAAGCAGCAAAGAAUCCUGUGGCACCUUAUAGACUAACAGGUGUUUUGGAGCAUGAGCUUUC